UCAGGUUUCGGAUUCGAAUCCCGUCAGCGCACUUUUUCUUUGUUAUUUGUUUUGUUUUGCCUUCUUCAACGCCAUGAAUCAAGAUCCAGACAAGCCCUCACCUACACCUAGAAAGGUUAAGUACGCUCCCAAAGCUCCUCCCACACCUUCCCGAAGCCGACAGCCCAAACGCCCCGCUCCCGAGACUGAAUUAAAAAAUGAAGACGGUGAAGAGCAGGCCCGGCAACUCAUGCGCCAAUUCACCGAAGCAAAUGCAAGGCAAGUGCCCAAAGUCGAAAAGAAAGUGCAAAUUGCAUUUGAUGCUGGGGCCACAUCAUCAACUUCCAUCAGGACAUAUGGUAAUCCAAAGGAUGGUAAUAGUGCAAAAGCUACUGACUCAAUGUCAAAAGAUUCUGCUUCUGAUGAUAUGCAAAUUGUCGGUUUCUUGCCAUCAACUGCCAGAGAGAAUGAAACUGUUCCCUAUUCUUCAUUUGCAUCAACUCAAAAGAUCGAGAAAGACUACACAGAACCUUGGGAUUAUGAAAAUACUUACUAUCCAACUACACUUCCUUGGCGGAAGCCUCCCCCUGGUAACCCAGAACUUCGUGAUGAGGAAGAAUUUGGGGAGGCUGCAAGAAACGUUGAGUAUGAUGAGAGUACUAUUAAUUCUGCUUCUGAUCUUCAGUUGCUGGAGGAAUCCCAAAGAGAAAGAAUGAUGUUCUUUCAACUUCCCACUACUCUGCCCCUAGUCAAACGAUCAGCCAGUGUGAAGGGAAAAGAGAGAGCUGAAAGCUCAAAAGCAUGGGGAAGAGUCAAUGCUCCAGAAAGAGGCUGCGGUUUGGAAGACUUGCCAGGGGGAUAUAUGGGCAAAAUGCUGGUUUACAGGAGUGGAGCAGUCAAGUUGAAGCUAGGGGAAACCCUGUACGAUGUUUCACCUGGAUCAGAUUGCUCAUCUGUUCAGAAUGUUGUGGCAAUCAACCCAAACGAUCAAAACUUUUGCGUUCUAGGAGAACUUGAUAAAAGAGCUGUUGUAACUCCAGACAUUGGUUCCAUCUUCAAUAAUGUGGUUAACUUGGGAUAAUGUGAGAUUGUUGCGGGAACUCUCAGCAUGAUGGACGUGGAUGAAGAAGACAUGUGGGAAAUAUGCUCAGACUUGUAUGUAAAGUCAUUUGUAACCAGAAGUACAGUGAUGGUAACUGAAUAGCCUGUGAAGCUGCUAUAGAGAUUCAUAGGAUGUCAUUCUUCUUGACCCAUAUUUUGUGGCAGACCAAAAUUUCAAAUUGAAGAGAACAAACUUCCUUCUAAUGGAAAUUCAUAUGCUUUUCAAACAAAAUUGUAAAAAUCAGCAAAGACAAAGAGAGUAACAUUAU
This is a messenger RNA of Pistacia vera, 1349 nucleotides long. RefSeq names its product DNA-directed RNA polymerase III subunit RPC4-like. The record is from RefSeq and is a predicted model, not a curated record. Gene Ontology annotation, molecular function: DNA binding. The transcript is spliced from 9 exons. Lineage: Eukaryota; Viridiplantae; Streptophyta; Magnoliopsida; Sapindales; Anacardiaceae. Gene Ontology annotation, cellular component: RNA polymerase III complex. Bases 74 to 1060 code for a protein of 328 amino acids. Gene Ontology annotation, biological process: transcription by RNA polymerase III.